Messenger RNA from Erigeron canadensis, 1213 nucleotides. Its product is annotated as (+)-neomenthol dehydrogenase-like. The coding region runs from base 171 to 1106 and encodes 311 amino acids. Gene Ontology annotation, cellular component: membrane. The transcript has 6 exons. The record is from RefSeq and is a predicted model, not a curated record. Lineage: Eukaryota; Viridiplantae; Streptophyta; Magnoliopsida; Asterales; Asteraceae. Gene Ontology annotation, molecular function: oxidoreductase activity, acting on the CH-OH group of donors, NAD or NADP as acceptor.
AUCUCAUUUCGAUUAUAACUAUUUACUGUAAAAGUUGGUAGCUAGAAAAACAAACAAAAGCAAAGUCUUUGAUUGGUUGCUUCUCUCUCUCAAAAGCAAAAUCUUUGACCAGAUAAAAGUUUUCUUACAUUAAUUCCUCCACUAAUCAAAUUUCCGCUACUUGUAGAACGAUGGCAUUAGUACCCAACAAGACUAGUGUUGCAUCAACCGAUAAAAGAAUUGCAGUUGUGACAGGAGGAAACAAAGGGAUUGGGCUGGAGAUAUGUCGUCAGCUGGCUUCAAAAGAGGACGUCAUGGUCAUCCUAACUGCCAGAAAUGAGACUCGGGCCAUGGAAGCUAUCCAAGACCUCAAAGUUUCCGGCGUCGUGGAUGUUGUUUUUCAUCAACUUGAUAUUAAAGAUCCCAAGAGUAUUGCUACACUGGCUCAAUUUGUCCAAGCUCAAUACCAGAAACUAGAUAUCUUGGUGAACAAUGCAGCAGAAAAUGGGAUAAUAGUUCACCAUGAUAAAUUUAGAGCCUUCAAGGAUGGAGCAGGAUAUGAGCAUGUGUAUGAUGAAAAUGUACAUCUGUUUGCCGGGAUUAUAGAAGAACCUUAUGAUUUGGGACAAGAGUGUAUCAAGACGAAUUACUAUGGAACUAAAGCAGUAACAGAGGCAUUUCUCCCUCUUCUCCAACUCUCUAAUUCACCAAGAGUCGUGAAUGUUUCUUCUAAUUAUGGAGAGCUUUUCUGGAUCCGCAAUGAGAAGGUGAAAGCAGAGUUCCUAGAUAUCGAUAACCUUACUGAAGAACGGAUUGAUGGGAUCAUCCAAUGGUAUUUGAGGGACUUUAAGGCCAACAAGUUGUCAGAGAAUGGCUGGCCCCUAACAUGCACUGCUUAUAAGAUUGCAAAGGCUGCCGUUAAUGCUUAUACAAGGCUUUUGGCAAGAAAGUAUCCUAAAGUUCUAGUCAAUUGUGUCCAUCCAGGUUAUGUCAAAACCGAUAUCACGUCUCACACAGGACACUUGACUCCAGAACAAGGCGCUAAGGCUCCUGUAAUGGCUGCUCUGUUGCCCGACAAUGGUCCAUCUGGCGUCUACUUCAAUCAAAUGGAAAUAACUCCAUUUUGAUCAGUAGAAGGAAUGAUGAAAUGAAAACACUACUUGUUCUAAUUUUUGUUGUAUAAAUCACUGAUUAUUCUAAAUUCUUAAUAAUGAUACACACCGUUUUAUCCCCU